Aphanomyces astaci is the source of this 323-nucleotide messenger RNA. RefSeq lists its product as hypothetical. The transcript has a single exon. The record is from RefSeq and is a predicted model, not a curated record. Lineage: Eukaryota; Oomycota; Saprolegniomycetes; Saprolegniales; Verrucalvaceae. The annotation marks the transcript as partial.
GGAUCGACCCCCCAGGACUGGCGGGUGCCAAGGCGCUCCUACCUCCACCCCCCUCGCGUUCCGCGAAACGCCCGGCCACAGGAGGGUGUCGCGGGAAACGGAAAGUCUCUCCUGUCCACGCUGCUGUCCCCUUACCGUCCACGGACCCGAAUCUACCCCGAGACGUCGAUGCGACCUAUAUGGCCGUGGCGUCAUCGAAGCCGUGGGAGCAGUACAAGGCGCAGAGUCGUUUAUACACUCGUCGUGGAGCCAACUUCCGCUGUUGGGCGGAGCUCCAGGAACAACUCGAGGACUUCUGGGAAAAUCAUGCCCUCGCGCACUAG